Molecule: messenger RNA, 2238 nt
Organism: Histoplasma mississippiense
Lineage: Eukaryota; Fungi; Ascomycota; Eurotiomycetes; Onygenales; Ajellomycetaceae
Exons: 9
Coding region: 1-2238 (745 amino acids)
Biological process (GO): DNA-templated transcription
Cellular component (GO): nucleus
Molecular function (GO): zinc ion binding; DNA binding
Source: RefSeq, a predicted model, not a curated record
AUGGCAGAUGGCUCAAAGGACCCCGAGCAAUUCUCUGAGAAAGUCAUUGAAUAUAAUGUCCGAUUGUGUGCCCAGAAGGUCAAGGUGAACCGUUCCGAAGGGAGACAGGCGCAUGUCAUCCACCAUAUGGGCCAUACUUCGGCUUUCAGCCAGGGAUCAACCGGUAUUUCACUUUUAAGAUGCUGGGAGUCUUUGUUGGCUUCGCCAGCAGAAAACCCAGGGUUGUUUCCAGAAAAUCGCCAUCAAAAUGAGGCUGUCUCGGGACUUCAUAUGGUUGCCAUCAACCAGCAGCCUCAUAAAAGAGCAUAUAGGCAAAGGCGGAAGGACCCAAGUUGCGAUGCGUGUCGAGAACGAAAAGUAAAGAUUCCUCCAGUUGUACAGAAUGCUCCAAUCGAAAUGCAGGUUCAAGAUCUCGAACGGCAGUUAAUCCAAGCAAAACAACAGCUAUGCCAGCUUCGUUCAGGAAUUCCUAAAAUUGACAGCUUGAUGGAUCCAGUUUUUGAUUUGCAUGAGGAUACUCCAAGAAUCCCGGAAGUUGGACAGCGCCCACAUCGCCUCAAUAAUAGCUCCAACAUCAAUACACCACCGUCCCACGUUCGUUGGAAAAUGCGAACUUACGGCCAGGGACUCAUCGACUUCCCACCAGCUUCCCCAUUUACACAUCCUCAAAUAUUGCUGACUCGGGAUGUGCCCUCUCUCCCUCCAGCAACCAUUGUGGACACGCUCUUGGAAAAUUAUUUUUCCCACUUGCACCGCGUGUUUCCCAUUGUACACUGGCCGACGUUGCUGAGUGACAACGAUCGUGUCUCCCGCAUUGGCUCUUUCAGUGGAGCUCCUAGAGAAUGGGUGGCAAUGGUGUUUGCAAUGCUUGCUUGCGGCUCUUUACAUUCUCUUGACCAAGAAUUGGUGCUAAAGGGGAAAGAUUUCCUCCAAACUAGCGUCAGUCUUAUUGAUGUUUGGCAGGACGUGUUUUCUCUAGACCAAGUUCGCACUGUGAUGCUGAUUAGCAUCUUCUUUUGGGUUUGGCUGGGCUCUGCUGUGAAGAUGGCCCAAGAUCUAGGAUUGCACAUUGAGUCUGGCUGCUCAUCAAUGGAAGCUGAGCUGAGAAAACGAGUUUGGUGGGCUUUGUAUGCGUGGGAAAGGUCAGCUCGGUAUCAACUUGCACUAGUGGUCAUUGAAACAGGCAGACCUUUAACGAUACAUGACGAAGAUUGCGACGUUGAGCUUCCUUCCGCCAAUGAACAACUUACUGACGGAGGCCCAUUAUCGCAUGACGAGAAGCCUACCUUUCUCUUAGCCAUCUCUCAUGUCAUGCGUGCCGUAUCUCAACUAACAAAGAGUUUAAAGGCGCCGAUGAUCUCGGUUGAUACAUUAGAGGCGUUCGAACAACAUUUCAGGAUGUGUUUGGAAACGUUCUCAUUGGAUUACCGAAUGGAAGCGAAUCAUUACCUAGAUCCUCGUUCACUACCUCCCAUUAUAUUUCUGCAGAACACUCGACUUAUUCUCCAUCGCCACAACCUUUCUCCACGUAGCUCAAUGGAGGUACGGCACGUCGCUCUUGGGCGUUGUCUAGCCAUUGCCCGUGACACUGCCUGCUUGCUCUCCCGAUCGGGUGCAGCAACAACAAUAUUAUGUUGUCACAUAUGGCGCUGUACUCUAAUUCUGCUUUUACGGGGUGACUAUGCUGGCGCCCUUGUUUGCGUCCAAGUAAGUGCUGCGAUAGGCGAUGGAAGACCGGCAAAUGCUGCUUGCGGUCGCUAUGUUGCAUUUUUCCUCAAAAUUUUACUGGAGAAGGCACAGAGGAACGGCGUUACAAACCAAGAUCACGAUGAGGAAAUUAUAGCGUAUGUAUCCGGCGAUCUUCAAGGCCGAAUAAGUGGCAGCUGGAUAUGGCAAACGAACGAGAAUGAACCUCCUUCAGACAUUACUCCACCGCAAUCCUCAUCUUCAUCGAAAGCGUCCACUCUUGGGAGGCAAUUUGUUGAUGGUGUUCGAAAUGGUGUUACUCCGGACGUCCCAGAAAAGGAAUGGGAGGGAUGGGGAUGGAUUGAACAGACAAUCCAGUUCCUCCUAACGGAACAACGACAAAACAUCAUUGUUGAGACAAAAGAUAAUGAAACCCGAUUUCCAGGUCCUGUUAGGCCAAAUGUGCCUUCCAAUCGUCCCCCCGAAAAUACCAGUCCAGUUCGCAAUAGUCCAACUAGUCACUCACUGAUGACAAUUGCCAACAUUAUAUGA